CCUGUGCGUCUCUUCUGUUCAUCCUGCCAGGCAUCAUGCUGCGUGUGCGCGUUGCGGGGACGCGCGCAUGGAGGGGGUUUAAAACGUUUCCGUGUUCGUCGUUGGACGUGAAGAACGAACCGAUCCUCGGAUUCAAUGACGGGAGUCCAGAGAGGAGAGAGCUGCUCCGGGCUCUGGAGGAGGUGAAGGGGAAGACGGAGGAGAUUCCUUGUGUUGUUGGAGACGAACACGUUUGGACCAAAGAUGUCAGAUAUCAGCUUUCACCGUUUAAUCACAAACACAAAGUGGCAAAGUUCUGUUACGCUGACAAGGAGCUGAUCAAUAAAGCGAUCGAGGCGUCGGUGGCGGCGCGCAGAGAGUGGGACCUGAAGCCCGUCCAGGACCGAGCUCAGGUUCUGUUCAAGGCGGCCGACAUGAUCAGCGGACCGAAGAGAGCCGAGAUCCUCGCCAAGACCAUGAUCGGACAGGGUAAGACCGUAGUGCAGGCAGAGAUCGACGCCGCUGCAGAACUCAUCGACUUCUUCAGAUUUAACGCCAAACACGCCGUAAAUCUGGAGAAACAGCAGCCGCUCGAUGUGGAAGGAAGCACCAACACCAUGCUGUACCGAGGCCUGGAGGGUUUCGUAGCAGCUGUGGCGCCGUUUAACUUCACUGCUAUUGGUGGAAACCUGGCAGGAACUCCGGCUCUGAUGGGUAACGUGGUUCUGUGGAAGCCGAGCGACACGGCGAUGUCAGCGAGUUACGCGGUGUACAGAGUUCUGAGGGAAAGCGGUCUGCCUCCAAACAUCGUGCAGUUCCUUCCUGCUGACGGUCCCGUGUUCGGAGACACCGUCACCGCCUCGGAGCACCUCGCUGGAGUCAACUUCACCGGCAGCGUCCCGACGUUUAAACGAAUCUGGAAGCAAGUCGCACAGAAUCUGGACUCUUACAAGACCUUUCCACGACUGGCAGGAGAGUGCGGAGGGAAGAAUUUCCACUUUGUGCAUAAGUCAGCGGACGUUGACAGCGUGGUGACGGGGACGAUCCGCUCCGCCUUUGAGUACGGAGGACAGAAGUGUUCGGCCUGCUCCAGGAUGUACGUUCCCGACAGCAUCUGGCCCACGAUCCGACAGAAGCUGCUCGACAUCCACAAACACAUCGCCGUGGGAGACCCGGUUGAAGACUUCAGCACCUUCUUCUCCGCUGUGAUCGACGACAAGUCGUUCGCUCGUAUAAAGAAGUGGAUCGAUCACGCAAAGUCGUCCCCGAACCUGAAAGUGAUCGCAGGAGGAAACUGUGAUGAUAAGAAAGGUUAUUACGUAGAGCCGACCAUCAUCGAGUCCAAAGACCCGCGGGAGGCCAUCAUGAAGGAGGAAAUCUUCGGACCCGUUCUGAGCGUUUAUGUUUAUCCAGAAAACGAUUAUAAAGAAGUUCUUCAUCUGAUCGACAGCACGUCUCCCUACGCGCUGACCGGAGCCGUGUUCGCCCAGGACCAGAGCGUCAUCGACGAAGCCGCCAAAGUUCUGAGAAACGCCGCCGGAAACUAUUACGUCAACGAUAAAUCCACCGGAUCCGUCGUUGCUCAGCAACCGUUUGGCGGCGCCAGAGCUUCAGGCACUAAUGAUAAACCAGGAGGUCCCCACUAUGUUCUGAGGUGGACGUCGCCUCAGGUGGUCAAACAGACCUUCGUCCCGCUCAGAGAGUGGAAGUAUCCUUAUAUGGGCUGAUCCUGCUCCAACCGUCCAAUCAGAGAAGAGAGACCGUCUCCUUGUCCCAAUCCAGAACAUACCCCGCCCCUAUCUCUGUUACCCCGCCUCCCUCAGUACCCCCCGCUCUGUUCACCCCCCCCCUCAGUCCCCCCCCCUCUCUGUUCACACCCCCCCCCUCAGUCCCCCCCCCGUUACCCCCCCAGCUUGCACUGAAUCAGAUCUUGAAUGUAUUUGAGGAGCAGAGUGAAAGUCUUCCAUCCAAACGAAGCUCACAGAUCUUCAUCAUGUUUUAAUUAUUUUAGCUUCAGCUCAGUUUAUCACACCUGCCCCCCCCAUUACUCCCCCCAUACCCUCCCACUAUUACCCCCCCCCCAGUAACCCCCCCCCCCCCCCACUACGCCCCCACUAUUACCCCACAUCAGCGGAAAGUUUUUAAAGGCAGAUUUGAAAAAUAAUCAGCAGCUAUUCUGAAUCAUCUUCUUUAUUUCUCAUUUAAACUCAAUAAUUUGACAUUUAAAGAUAUUUUAUAAAAUAAUAAUAAUAUUCCUACAAUAAUCUACUAGAUCCAUAGAUAGUGAAAGUAAAAGUCAGUCUGAGCCCCAAUUAAAAUGAUUUUAGGUCAAUAUGAGAAGAUAAGUGUUCUUCUAAGAUUAUGUUACAUCAUCAAACUUUUGGUUUUAUUCGUCCAAAGUUAAUAAAAGUUAAAUGUUUUUUAAAGUCGUGUUUCCUGUUUAGUCCCACAAUAAAAUCAUGUGUUUUAUUUUGAAAGCGAUGCAUGUGGUCAGAAGCUUCCUGCGUCUAAUUCUUAGUUUAAAUAAAUGAAUAAUUAAAACUAAUAAUAAUAAUAAUGAGAACUGUGUUAUUAGCAGUUUGAAGUGAGCUUUUUGUAUUUCUUCUUUUAUCACUUUGUGCAGGUGGUAUUUUAUAUUUGAAUCCUCUGCAGCUGAUCAUCAGACCUGCCGGCCUUAGAUAAUAAAUAUUAAAUUAUUAUCAAACUGGA
Scomber scombrus (Atlantic mackerel) is the source of this 2688-nucleotide messenger RNA. RefSeq names its product aldehyde dehydrogenase 4 family, member A1 (gene aldh4a1). The coding region runs from base 36 to 1706 and encodes 556 amino acids. NCBI's taxonomy places the organism in Eukaryota, Metazoa, Chordata, Actinopteri, Scombriformes, Scombridae. The transcript is spliced from 16 exons. Gene Ontology annotation, molecular function: L-glutamate gamma-semialdehyde dehydrogenase (NAD+) activity. The record is from RefSeq and is a predicted model, not a curated record.